Molecule: messenger RNA, 4412 nt
Organism: Cynara cardunculus var. scolymus (artichoke)
Lineage: Eukaryota; Viridiplantae; Streptophyta; Magnoliopsida; Asterales; Asteraceae
Product: ABC transporter D family member 1
Exons: 26
Coding region: 175-4179 (1334 amino acids)
Biological process (GO): peroxisome organization; fatty acid beta-oxidation; very long-chain fatty acid catabolic process
Cellular component (GO): peroxisomal membrane
Molecular function (GO): ABC-type transporter activity; ATP hydrolysis activity; long-chain fatty acid transmembrane transporter activity
Source: RefSeq, a predicted model, not a curated record
UCCAACCCACCCCAAAAAAGCAUAGAAACACACACGGAAAAAUCUCAAAACUCCGAUCAAAAUAACACCCACAAUUCAAAUUUAGUCAAAAUUCUUCACCCCUUUUUUAGUGUACCAUACGAGCUAGCGAUUGACGUCAUUGCUGGUGGAGUUUGGGAGAUUUGAACAGUAGCUAUGACUUCUCUUCAGCUAUUACAGUUGACGGAGCGGGGUCGUAGCCUGAUUUCGGGUCGCAGGAGAACAUUAUUGCUGGCCACUGGCAUUAUAGUUGCUGGUGGGACUGCUGCAUAUGUGCAAUCACAUGGCAGGGGUAGAAGGCCCAGUGGAACUGGUCAAUCCAAUGGAUUGGGAGAUGAAGAUGAACAAGCAGAGUUGGAUGUUGGGAACAAUAGUGUUAUUAGAAGAAGUAGGCAAAAGAAAGGACUAAAAUCGCUCCAGGUUCUGGCUGCAAUUCUCUUAUCCCAUAUGGGGAGGAUGGGUGCAAGGGAUCUUUUGGCACUUUUGGCCACAGUGGUGUUACGAACUGCUGUGAGCAAUAGGUUAGCGAAAGUUCAAGGAUUUCUAUUUCGUGCUGCUUUUCUUCGACGCGUACCGGCCUUUGUUCAGUUGAUUCUUGAAAACAUUACCUUAUGUUUUGUUCAAUCAGCUUUGAAUUCUACAUCGAAGUAUAUAACAGGGACCUUAAGCUUGAGGUUCAGAAAAAUACUAACAAAGCUUAUUCAUGCACAAUAUUUUCAGAACAUGAUAUACUACAAAAUGUCCCAUGUUGAUGGCCGAAUAACUAAUCCUGAGCAAAGAAUAGCGAGCGAUGUACCAAGGUUCUGCUCAGAAUUGAGUGAUCUUGUACAGGAAGAUCUUACUGCAGUUACUGACGGCCUGCUAUAUUCCUGGCGCCUGUGUUCUUAUGCAAGCCCAAAGUAUAUAGUUUGGAUAUUGGCUUACGUGCUAGGAGCAGGAGCCACCAUCAGAAAUUUCUCUCCUGCAUUUGGUAAAUUGAUGUCUAAAGAACAACAACUUGAAGGUGAGUAUAGACAACUUCAUUCAAGGUUGAGGACUCAUGCAGAAAGCAUAGCAUUUUAUGGUGGUGAAACUAGAGAAGAAUCCCAUAUUCAGCAGAAGUUUAAGGCACUUGUCCAUCAUUUGAAAGUUGUCCUUCACGACCAUUGGUGGUUUGGCAUGGUUCAGGAUUUCUUAUUGAAGUAUCUUGGUGCUACUGUUGCUGUUAUCCUAAUCAUAGAGCCUUUCUUUUCUGGCACUUUGAGACCGGACACCUCAACAUUAGGACGGGCAGAGAUGUUGAGCAAUCUGAGAUACCAUACCAGUGUGAUAAUAUCACUAUUUCAGUCCUUGGGAACUCUUUCCAUAAGUUCCAGACGGCUUAAUCGUCUAAGUGGCUUUGCAGAUCGUAUUCACGAACUUAUGGCUAUAUCUAGAGAGUUAAGUCCAAAAGAUGUACCGUCUUUGCAAAGGAGAGGGAGUAAGAAUUAUAUAACUCAGGCAGACUACAUAGAGUUUGAUGGAGUGAAGGUGGUUACUCCAAGUGGCAAUGUUUUGGUGGAAGACUUGACUUUAAAGGUCGAAUCAGGGUCUAAUCUUUUAAUCACAGGACCAAAUGGUAGUGGCAAAAGCUCACUGUUCCGAGUUUUGGGAGGCUUAUGGCCGUUGGUGUCUGGACAUAUUGUAAAACCUGGGGUUGGUUCUGAUCUCAAUAAAGAGAUUUUCUAUGUUCCCCAACGACCGUAUACAGCUGUAGGAACACUACGUGACCAGUUGAUAUAUCCUCUUACUGCGGAUCAAGAAGUUGAACCUCUCACCCACAGCAAAAUGGUUGAGCUAUUGAAAAAUGUUGACCUUGAGUAUUUAUUAAAUCGUUAUCCACCUGAAAAAGAGAUAAAUUGGGGUGAGGAGUUGUCUCUUGGGGAGCAACAAAGACUGGGAAUGGCAAGGCUUUUCUAUCACAAACCCAGAUUUGCAAUUCUUGAUGAAUGUACCAGUGCCGUGACAACUGAUAUGGAAGAACGCUUUUGUGCCAAAGUCCGAGCAAUGGGAACAUCAUGCAUCACUAUAUCUCACCGGCCUGCUCUUGUUGCGUUCCAUGAUGUGGUACUGUCGUUGGAUGGGGAAGGGGGUUGGAGAGUUCACGACAAAAGGGAGGAUUCCCGUGUCCGUAGUGGUACUGAUAUCGAAUUUGUUAAAUUGAAGUCAUCUGAAACAGAACGUCAAAGUGACGCAAUGGCAGUUCAACGUGCAUUUGCUACAAGAAAUGAUUCUGCUUUUUCCAGUUCAAAGUCUCAGUCAUAUUUUUCUGAGUUAAUAGCUGCGUCUCCAGCUGAGGAUCUUAGUACCUUGUUGCCUGUUGUCCCACAACUGCAAAAUGAUCCCCGGGCAUUGCCAUUAAGAAUUGCUGCCAUGUUUAAAAUACUGGUGCCCACAGUACUUGAUAAGCAGGGAGCACAACUUCUUGCUGUUGCCGUUCUUGUGGUCUCAAGAACUUUAAUAUCAGAUCGUAUAGCUUCUUUAAAUGGAACAACCGUGAAAUAUGUUUUGGAGCAAGAUAAAGCAUCCUUUAUACGGUUGAUUGGCUUUAGUGUCCUUCAAAGUGCUGCUUCUUCAUUUGUCGCACCUUCUUUAAGGCACUUGACUGCCAGGCUUGCACUUGGAUGGAGGAUUCGCUUGACUUCACACUUACUGAAGAAUUACCUGAGGAAGAAUGCGUAUUACAAGGUAUUUCACAUGUCAGGAGAUACCAUUGAUGCAGAUCAGAGACUAACACAAGAUCUGGAAAAGUUAAGCACUGAUUUGUCAGGGUUGGUUACAGGAAUGGUAAAGCCAUCUGUCGACAUUUUAUGGUUCACGUGGAGGAUGAAGUUGUUAACAGGUCGCCGCGGUGUUGCUAUACUAUAUGCAUACAUGCUACUAGGUUUAGGCUUUCUAAGGAGUGUCACUCCAGAUUUUGGUGAUCUAGGAAAUCGAGAACAAGAACUCGAAGGGAGCUUUAGGUUCAUGCACGAGAGGCUGCGUACCCAUGCUGAAUCUGUUGCUUUCUUCGGAGGUGGUGCUCGAGAAAAAGCGAUGAUCGAGUCAAGAUUUAAUGAGCUUCUUGUUCAUGCGAAUAUACUUCUAAGGAGGAGAUGGUUAUUUGGCAUACUAGAUGACUUUGUCACAAAACAACUACCUCACAAUGUUACCUGGGGAUUGAGCUUGCUAUAUGCUAUGGAGCACAAAGCUGACCGUUCAUUGACUUCCACUCAAGGUGAGCUGGCACAUGCAUUGCGGUUUUUGGCAUCUGUUGUAUCUCAAAGCUUCUUGGCAUUUGGUGACAUUUUGGAGCUGCACAGAAAGUUCAUUGAACUCUCUGGUGGUGUUAAUCGUAUUUUCGAACUUGAAGAGCUUCUUGAUGCUGCACAAUCUGAUGAGACUGUUGGUACUUCAUCGCAGUCUGAUGAGAUGCACGAGGAAUCUGAUGAUAGUAUCUCUUUUUCUGAGGUUGAUAUUAUUACCCCAUCACAGAAAUUAUUGGCCCGGAAAUUGACAUGUGAUAUAGUACCAGGGAAAAGCCUUCUUCUUACUGGUCCAAAUGGGAGCGGUAAAAGUUCCGUGUUCAGGGUUCUCCGAGGUCUUUGGCCUAUAGCCGAUGGACGACUUGUUAAACCGUGCCACAAUGUUAAUGACGAGGUUGAAUCUGGUUGUGGCAUAUUAUACAUCCCUCAAAAGCCAUAUACUUGUUUGGGGACAUUACGAGAUCAAAUUAUAUAUCCUCUCUCGCAUGAGCAAGCAAAGCAAAGGGCAUUAAAUUUGUAUCAAGGAGGGCAAAUAGAUGUAAACAUUUUGGAUACGCAUCUGAAAACGAUUUUAGAGAGUGUGAAAUUAUCUUACCUUUUCGAAAGAGAAGGGAGAUGGGAUGCUAGUCAGAACUGGGAAGAUAUCCUGUCUCUUGGGGAACAACAGAGAUUAGGCAUGGCUCGCUUAUUCUUUCACAAGCCUCGGUUUGGCGUCCUUGAUGAAUGCACCAAUGCUACAAGUGUCGAUGUUGAAGAGCACUUGUAUAGGCUUGCACGCGAUAUGGGCAUCACUGUUAUUACAUCAUCACAGCGCCCUGCAUUAAUACCCUUUCACUCGUUGGAGUUACGAUUAAUUGACGGUGAAGGCAAAUGGGAGCUUCGAUCAAUCAAACAAUGAGUCGAAAAAUCUGUUCCGAAAACAAUUAAUUCUGUGGCAGACCCUUAUUUGGUGUUUGAUAAAAAAAUUGAAUGAAAUAAAGAAGACUAGAAAUAGGGUAUACAACUAUAUUUGAUUAUUUCAUGUAAUAUAAGAGAGAGUGAGAGAGAGGAGAGAGAAACAUAUGUAUAUUUGUUUUGUUGUAAAGAAACAGGACUAACUUCUACAGUUAUAUUUGAUCAUGGGUUUAUAUC